Molecule: messenger RNA, 264 nt
Organism: Hibiscus syriacus
Lineage: Eukaryota; Viridiplantae; Streptophyta; Magnoliopsida; Malvales; Malvaceae
Product: anther-specific protein BCP1-like
Exons: 1
Coding region: 1-264 (87 amino acids)
Source: RefSeq, a predicted model, not a curated record
AUGGCUCGCCAGGUUAUUGUUGUUUUCGCCCUUGUUUUUUUGGCUGUUGUCGGUGCCUAUGCGGCGGAGAGUAAGUCAUCGUCUUCCAAAUCCCCCUCCUCCUCCCUUGCCUCAUCUCCCUCUUCUACGGGAAACAGCAGCAGCAGCAGCUGCCAUUCUCCUCCUACCCAUGAAUCAACACCGGCAACGGCUUCAGCUUCUCUCAAAGCCUCCGGCGUCGUUGGCGUUGCCACCAGUGUUGCCGGACUCUUCUUAUUCUUUUAA